CGAGAUUCUACUCUGAGAACCCCGACUUGUGAUUUCGAGCAGCUUAUUCCGCGAUGGAUGAGAUACUAUGGGCUCGACAAGUAGCAACCCCAACCACGGCUUCGGCUAGUACAACCUCUUCCCCCCAGGCUGCAAAUCUUGAAACCGCUCUUCCUUCCUCACCUGGUGCCAAUCCUACGUCGAGCUUAGCAAACACACCCGGAAACUCCGAAGCCGCUCUUCCCUCGUCAUCUGUUGUCAAUCCUACCUCGAACUCGGAAUCCAGCAGCGUCGCAGAUGCUACAAGUAGCUUCUUUGCCACGUCAGCCCUGCAGUCGUCCUCGAGUUCUGAGUCUAGUAGUGUUGCAACCGCUUCAAGCACUUCCGAUAUACAGCAUCCGAGCAGUGGACUAAGCGAUGGGGGCCUUGCGGGCGCAAUUGUAGGGUCUAUCUUAGGGACCUUUAUCUUCACGCUACUGGGCGCUUUCCUUUUCUUUCGUCGCGGUAGACAGAACAAGUCCCACUCCGAGAGGACCCUAGUGACAUCCCCGGACAUCACGAAAGGACUGGAACAGACCUACUCUCACCCUAUUCAGUCAUCACUGCUGUCCACGAACGGGACACAGGCAUCUCAUUCAGUUCCUGUCGGGGCACAAUAUCUCAACUUAAGCGCAUAUAUCCCACAACCGGCAGAUGACGGUACUGUGUCUUCGCGCAUCCAGACUUUAUUUGAUCAGGCCAGUCUUCAUGUCGACAACUAUUACUCUACAAGACUUACUAAGCUCGAAUUGUCGCAAGACGUCACCCAUAGCAUCGAACACUAUGAUUCCACUUUCCUGCCCGCUCCGCUUACCACCAUGCUCUCUAACUCAAGGGCGAAAAGGAGCGUGCUCACCCAUGUCUUGGUUCGAAAGUUACUGCAAGCCAUUCAGCCCGGGAAUGAACCAGAGUGCUUGCUUCCGGUGCUUUACGCGUCAGGUCCACGACUGACGCCAGAUAACGGUGACGACCGUGCUAUAUUCGCUUGGCGAAUGCUCACGGCAUAUCUCCAUAGGGCAGGAGGUCCGGGCCAGGAAACAAUUCCUAUUGACCCUCCAGAAGAUGCAAUAAGGUCUUUUGCCGAGGAUUUCACCUCGACGUUUGCACCAUACAGUGACUCUCAGUUCCCGGAUUCAGACCGGUUUGCACACCUAACCAGGGUGUUUAGAGCAGCGUCUGAUCUUGGAGCGUGGCUGUUCUCUCAACCGUGCACCUUUGACUUUCGCUGGGAUACAAGUUCAACCCCACCAGGCCAGACUGUCGUACUUCCGGCGGUGGUGAAGGUGUCCGAUGAGUUGGGUCAGCGGUUGUUGGCGCCUCAGACGUUGGUGGAGAGAACUGUUGCUCGGAUUUAAGAGGAAUUUUCCUCACGGAUUGGUAGACUCGCUGACGCGUAUUGUAUUCUGUCUGAAAUUUGUAUACGUGAUAUUUCGUGAUGAGCUAUUUUAUCUUGCGACGAUUUGUUGGGAAUGAUUCGAGUAAACUAGGAUCGUUAGUUAUUCUGUGACGGUGUACAACCCAUAAUUCGCUGCAAAGAAAGCUGGUUAUAUACACACACAGAGAAGAAAAAAAAAAAAAAGAAAAAA
Messenger RNA from Aspergillus pseudotamarii, 1604 nucleotides. RefSeq lists its product as uncharacterized. Bases 54 to 1373 code for a protein of 439 amino acids. NCBI's taxonomy places the organism in Eukaryota, Fungi, Ascomycota, Eurotiomycetes, Eurotiales, Aspergillaceae. The transcript is spliced from 2 exons. The record is from RefSeq and is a predicted model, not a curated record.